AUGACAACGGUCGACCUCCUAAACCUUCUGGAAGAUUUAAAAGUUGAUGAAUUUGAGAAGUUCAAGUGGUACCUGAAGACUGAAACGGUGGACGACAUCCCACCCAUCAAAGAGAGCAAGCUGGAGGAGGCAGAGAGGCAGGAUGCUGUAGAUCUGAUGGUGCAGAAAUAUGAAUCUUCUGGAGCUGUGGAGGUGAUGAAGAGCAUUUUAAAGAAGAUCAACAGGAAUGAUCUGGUGGAGGAGUUAUCAAACAUCGGCUCAGGAGCAGAAGGUGGUGAUCUGCAGAAGGGUUUAGGAAUAUGUAAGUUCAAUCUGACGAGGAGAUGUCAAAAAGUGCCUGAAACAAGUGAUGAACCAGAAGAUGAAAUCCUCUUUGACGAUAGAUACACUGAUGUCUACAUAACAGAGGGAAGGAGUAACGAAGUUGAUACUCAACAUGAGGUGUGGCAGCUUGAGACAGCUUCCAAGAUGAAGACCCUCCAUGACACUCCAAUCAAAUGCCACGACAUCUUUAAAGCCUUACCCAACCAAAAGAAACUCAUCAGAGUCGUUCUGACUAACGGUGUUGCUGGCAGGAAAAAGAGCAAGUAUGAUGGGGGACAUGAGACAAGUCCAGAGGAGCUGACGGAGGCUGACAGCGAUGUUCUUCUGAAGCUGGGGAGGCUGGCGUUUGAACAGCUGCAGGAAGGAAACAUCCUGUUCUACAAAGAAGACCUGGAGCAAUGUGGUCUUGAUGUCACAGAGGCUGCAGUGUUAUCAGGAUUUUGUACACAGAUCUUCAAAAGAGAGAAACGCCAGAAGAAAACAGUCUACUGCUUUGUUCAUCUGAGCGUUCAGGAGUUCCUGGCUGCAGUCUACAUGUACCACUGUUACACCAGCAGGAACACAGAGGUACUGAAGGACUUCCUGGGAGAAGACUACAAACUUAGUGAAUCAAAACCAAAGUCUUUCCUCAAGGAGACUUCAUCUAAUUUCAGCAACAAUGACCCAUCUGAAAAUGAUCAUAGUGCACAGAUGGAAAAUAAGCACAAAAACCAGAAAUCAAAACGAAAAUCUUGCCUUGAGAAGAUUACUGCUUGUUUCAGAAGCAGUGGUAGGCAUGAUGAUGAUGGUGAUGACGACGAUGAUGAUGAUGAUCUCGUUCAGGUUGAUGAUGAUGAUGAUGAUGUUGACGAUGAUAACCCUUAUCUGUCUCUGGAUGACUUCCUGAAGGGAGCCAUGGAGAAAUCUCUCCAAAAUAAAAAUGGCCACCUGGACCUGUUUGUUCGUUUCCUUCAUGGCCUCUCUCUGGAGUCCAACCAGAGUGUCUUAGGAGACCUGCUGGGUCAGACAGAGAACAGUCCAGAAACCAUCCAGAGAGUCAUCACCAACCUGAAGAAGAUGAACACUGGGGAUAUCUCUCCUGACAGAAGCAUCAACAUCUUCCACUGUCUGAUGGAGAUGAACGACGGCUCAGUACAUCAGGAGAUCCAAGAGUUCCUGAAGUCAGAGAACAGAUCAGAGAAGGAACUCUCUGAGAUCCACUGCUCAGCUCUGGCCUACAUGCUGCAGAUGUCAGAGGAGGUUCUGGAUGAGUUGGACCUGGAGAAGUACAACACAUCAUGGCAGGGACGACAGAGACUGAUCCCAGCUGUGAGGAACUGCAGAAAGGCUCGACUUCCUCGCUGUUAUCUCACAAACACUCACUGUGAAGUUGUGGCCUCAGCUCUGAAGGCCAACCCCUCCCAUCUGAGAGAUCUGGACCUGAGCUACAACAUCCUGGAUGAUUCAAUGAUGAAGUUUCUGUGUGCUGGACUGGAGAGUCCAAACUGUAAACUGGAGACUCUGAGAUUGUGUGGCUGCAGUUUGACAGAGACCAGCUGUACUUCUCUGGCCUCAGCUCUGAAGUGCAACCCCUCCCAUCUGAGAGAGCUGGAUCUGAGUAACAACAAGCUGCAGGAUUCAGACAUUAAACUGCUGUCUGAUCUUAAGGAGAGUCCAGACUUUAGACUGGAGACUCUGAUAUUGGGGGACUGCAGUUCGUCAGAGACCAGCUGUGCUUCUCUGAUCUCAGCUCUGAAAUCUAACCCCUCCCGUCAGAGAGAUCUGGAUCUGAGUAACAACAAGCUGCAGGAUUCAGACGUGGGGAACAGCUGUGUGAUCUUUCUGAAGAGUCCACACUGUAGACUGGAGGAUCUGAUAUGUCAGGAGGAGGUGGAGGAGUGA
This is a messenger RNA of Scomber japonicus (chub mackerel), 2205 nucleotides long. RefSeq names its product NLR family CARD domain-containing protein 3-like. Gene Ontology annotation, molecular function: protein binding. Lineage: Eukaryota; Metazoa; Chordata; Actinopteri; Scombriformes; Scombridae. Bases 1 to 2205 code for a protein of 734 amino acids. The transcript has 7 exons. The record is from RefSeq and is a predicted model, not a curated record.